AUCACAAUCGCCGACGAACAAGAUCAGAAGAAGGAGAGACGAGAAUGAGGUAUCUCGGAGGCUACAAGAUCGCUUUACUUACCUGCUCCGUCAUCGCUCUCAGCAUCUACAUCGCGUUUUACCGCAUCGAGUUUGGAAACGGCAAUUUCCAGGAGAAUCGUACCGGCGGUAAGGUUUCCGAGAAACUUUUCAUCGGCGAUGAUUUCAUGUUCAUGUCCAUCGCUGAAGAUAUCGAUCGAUCUCACUCCCUCCACUACGAUUACUACCGUGACUCUUGCCCUUCCGCCGAGAAAAUCAUCGCUAAAUCCAUCAGAGAUAUCUACGAUGUCAAACCCAGCGUAGCUCCGUCUCUCAUCCGUCUGCUCUUUCACGAUUGCUUCAUCGAGGGAUGUGAUGCAUCAGUCCUUCUAGACGCAGAUGAAGCAGUUACUUCUGAGAAAGAAGCAUCCCCUAACCUGUCCUUGAAAGGGUUUGAUGUGAUUGACGCCAUUAAGUCUGAGCUAGAGAAUGUUUGUCCUGGAGUUGUUUCCUGCGCUGACCUUCUUGUCUUGGCUGCUAGAGAAGCCGUGAUUGUGGCUGGUGGUCCAUUUUAUCCUCUGGAGACUGGAAGAAAAGACAGUGCAGUGGCCUUCAAGGAAAUUGCGCAAGACCAGCUUCCACCACCACAGGCCACUCUCUCUGUGAUUCUUGCGAGUUUUGCUUCCAGAGGAUUCAGCGUGAGAGAAACCGUCAGUUUAUUCGGUGCACACAGCAUUGGCGUUACCCACUGCACAUUUUUUGAGAGCCGCCUGUACAACUUUUCAGGAACCGGGAAGCCUGACCCUGAUCUCAAUCCAAGGCUCCUCGAAGAACUGAAAACCAAAUGCCCCUUCUCUGUCUCGGCUUCAUCACCAUCUGCAUCCCCUGGGGCAGGUUUAGUUUCGUCCUUACCUGCAUCAGAUUCCGAAAACAGCUAUGGUGAGAGCUCAGGAAACAGGAACGACGGAGAGAUCGACUUGAGCUACAACAAUGAAGGAGGUGAUGAAAAUUUUGGAACACGCUACUACAAGAGACUGAUGGAGAAGAAAGGGUUGCUGUUUUCUGAUCAGCAGCUAAUGGGUAGUGAAGAGACUGAGUUGUGGGUGAGAGCAUAUGCUUCUGAUCCGUCCUUGUUCCGCCGAGAUUUUGCCAUGUCUAUGAUGAAACUAUCAAGUUAUCAUGUCUUGACUGGUCCGCUCGGUCAAGUCAGGACAACAUGCUCAAAAGUCCUGCCUAGGAACUGAUCUCUCUUUUACCACUAUAGUGAACUCCCCUUGUUUAGAGUUCUGUUGAUUAAAAUUGAUUUUGAUGGAAAAGUAUUCGAAGUUGUAGAAACUGAAUAUCAGGGCUGUGAGUUUGAUUUUCAGAAUGGCAUAUAAAUAAAGUUGAGUUCACUCAUUGUUGUAACCAUUACAGUAAUC
This is a messenger RNA of Capsella rubella, 1439 nucleotides long. Its product is annotated as putative Peroxidase 48. Gene Ontology annotation, biological process: hydrogen peroxide catabolic process; response to oxidative stress. Gene Ontology annotation, molecular function: heme binding; peroxidase activity. The record is from RefSeq and is a predicted model, not a curated record. The coding region runs from base 45 to 1262 and encodes 405 amino acids. Lineage: Eukaryota; Viridiplantae; Streptophyta; Magnoliopsida; Brassicales; Brassicaceae. The transcript is spliced from 4 exons. Gene Ontology annotation, cellular component: plasmodesma; plant-type cell wall.